Messenger RNA from Gossypium raimondii (Peruvian cotton), 1053 nucleotides. RefSeq lists its product as uncharacterized. Gene Ontology annotation, cellular component: extrinsic component of endoplasmic reticulum membrane. Gene Ontology annotation, biological process: vacuolar proton-transporting V-type ATPase complex assembly. The transcript has 6 exons. The record is from RefSeq and is a predicted model, not a curated record. Bases 98 to 745 code for a protein of 215 amino acids. NCBI's taxonomy places the organism in Eukaryota, Viridiplantae, Streptophyta, Magnoliopsida, Malvales, Malvaceae.
GUUUUAAGUUGCGAGUUGUGCAACUCAAUCUCAGUCAUACUGGGAUUGGGAGUUGGGACUGUAAGGAGAAGAAGGUGGUAUUUUUGGGUUUCGGAAGAUGGAAGUAGUAGAUCAUGAAACCCCAAGCUUGGAAAAUGGGCAAACUGACAAAGAAGUAGAAGAGAAUGCAAAUGUUUUACAAUUUAUGGACUCCAUGGACGCUUAUUUGACCCUCAUUCAUUCUUUAUCUUCGACACUUCGCCGGGGAUGGCUGGAACUGGCAAGUGCUCGACAUUCCAUGGGUGCUUCACGGGUGAAUACUGUCUUGUUGGACCAUACGUCUCAUCCUGCUGCUACAUCAUUGCUUGUAACCCAAGAUGAGGGAAAAGUUGACUCGGGCAAACCACACUUUACAUUAUGCAAAUGGGCAUCUUCUAGUAAUGAGAACUCCUUGUUGGGGGAGAAACAAUCUAGCCAAGACAAAUUACAUCCACAGCUGCGACACAGGGGCAGUACCGAGCUUUAUGAGGAGAAGACCUCAUCUGAGAAUAAAGCUUCACGUGAAGUUGAUGACCCAGUUCAAAAGGAGAGAUCUAAAUCACUGUCAAUGUUUGGAACUCUUGUUUCUCCAAAGCUUCGAGCCGCCCAGCUAUCAUUUGAGGCAGCACUAGAGACACUUGUAGAGAUAGCGAACAUGCGCUCGGAAAUGCUCUGCGCUUUUGAUCAAGUCAACAUGAAAUUGGAAGGCAGAAAGGAUGAAAAAUAGUUGUUUUCAUUCUGGUAACUCUGCACAAUGUUUAUUAUUCCCCUUUAUGUUAUCCCUCCACAUUUCUUUCUCUCGUCUAAACUUAACAACUCAGUCAUUCGUGCCAAUAUUUCAAGAAAAAAGAAGAGUCGCAUGUAUAGUUCUGGGAGGGUGAAUGUGCUGAUAACAGGAUUUAAUUCUAUGCUUGUUACACUUAUCUUAGAUUUUGGAGAUCGUUAAUGUUUGAACUAAAACAGAAGGGGUUUUGCCUGUUCCCUAUUCAUUGUGAGUGGGUUUAGUAAACAUAAUCUGUUUUUCUGUUUUUCGAA